AUGCCAACGAUUACUCCUGUACCAACUCUGCCUUGGAACUACAUUGCAAAUUUAACCGUCCGGCUGUGCGAGGGACGUUUCUCUACCAGCCACGAUGUUACCAUCGGAGUAGAAUUCGGCUCCAGAAUAGUCCCAGUCGGUCCUCCCGCGAAUGCUUCUCUGGGCAUCGGCGUGCCGAAUGGUCGUUCCAACGCUAGCCCCAAUGGCGAACAGAAGAAAAUGAAGCUUUCGUUAUGGGACACAGCGGGUCAAGAAACAUACAAGAGUAUCACACGGAGCUAUUUUCGCGGUGCCUCUGGAGCGCUGUUGGUCUUCGACAUUACGAGGAGAAGUAGCUUUGAAUCUGUUACUUCGUGGCUGAACGAUCUAAGACAAAUUGCGGAAGAGGGGAUUGUGGUGAUCCUGGUGGGCAAUAAAUCCGAUCUUGCUGCGCAAAGCACCGAUCUAGAUGGUGGUAGCAAGCGUGCGGUAACUCGAGAAGAGGCAGAAGACUGGUGCAGGAGAGAAAACAUUGUGAAAUACGUCGAGACCAGCGCCAAAAGCGGCGAAGGAGUCGAGCUGGCUUUCCUUCAAGUCGCAGAAAGAAUUUAUCAGAAUAUCGAGGCUGGCAAAUACGAUUUGAAUGAUCGAAGAAGUGGUGUCAAGGGUUAUGGAACUGGAACAGGACAGAAAGAAGGCAAAGCACCCAAAACCGUCAAUCUCACCAUGAACGACGCCGUCAAAAGCGGGCAAGGCAGAAAUUGCUGCUAA
Molecule: messenger RNA, 750 nt
Organism: Exophiala aquamarina CBS 119918
Lineage: Eukaryota; Fungi; Ascomycota; Eurotiomycetes; Chaetothyriales; Herpotrichiellaceae
Exons: 2
Coding region: 1-750 (249 amino acids)
Biological process (GO): regulation of endocytosis
Cellular component (GO): endosome
Molecular function (GO): GTP binding; GTPase activity
Source: RefSeq, a predicted model, not a curated record